Molecule: messenger RNA, 1209 nt
Organism: Anopheles aquasalis
Lineage: Eukaryota; Metazoa; Arthropoda; Insecta; Diptera; Culicidae
Product: odorant receptor 4-like
Biological process (GO): sensory perception of smell; detection of chemical stimulus involved in sensory perception of smell
Cellular component (GO): plasma membrane
Molecular function (GO): odorant binding; olfactory receptor activity
Source: RefSeq, a predicted model, not a curated record
AUGUUGUACCAACCACCGACCCCAGCAGUAAUGCCUGGCAUACUUCCAAGACUAAAAGACGAACGGGCUGUCAUGCCCUUUCUGCUACGGAUUCAAACGCUGGCCGGCUUGUGGGGUGACCAUUCACAGCGGUUCCGGUUCUAUCUUAUCUUUGCCUACUUCUGCCUGCUGGUAGUGUUACCGAAGGUGCUGUUCGGUUAUCCCGAUCUCGAGAUUGCAGUGCGUGGAACGGCCGAGUUGAUGUUUGAAUCGAAUGCCUUCUUCGGCAUGUUAAUGUUCUCGUUCCAACGCAACAACUACGAACGUUUGGUGCAUCAGCUACAGGAUCUGUCCAGACAGGUUUUCGAUCGCCGCCUACCCGCCGAACUGGGUCACUAUCUCGUGACAGUGAACAAACGUGUGGAUCGAUCAUCGAAAAUCUACUGCUGUUGUCACUUUUCGCUAGCAACGUUCUUCUGGUUCAUGCCGAUCUAUACCACGUAUUCUGCAUACUAUGCUUCCGCCUCCAAUCGUUCCGAACCGAUCGAACACGUCCUACACCUGGAGGAGGAACUGUACUGGCUACGCAGUCGCACAUCGAUCGUGCACUAUACGAUCUAUGCUGCCAUCAUGUGGCCAACCAUCUACACGCUCGGGUUUACCGGUGGCACCAAGCUGUUGACCAUCUUCAGCAACGUGCGGUACUGUUCUGCCAUGCUUCGCCUCGUGGCCCUGAGAAUACACCAUUUGGAUAAUGUACGGCGUGAGGAGGCGGACAAGGAACUGAAUAAAAUCAUUGCCAUGCACCAGCGUGUGUUGAAUUGCGUGUUCCUGCUGGAGACAACCUUUCGUUGGGUCUUUUUCGUCCAAUUCAUUCAGUGCACCAUGAUUUGGUGUAGCCUGAUUCUCUACAUUGCCGUCACAGGCUUCAGCUCCACGGUGGCCAACGUGUGCGUGCAGAUCAUACUCAUAACGGUGGAAACAUACGGCUACUGCUACUUUGGAACCGACCUGACGACGGAGAGUUUCAGCGUGGCGCUAGCGGUGUACGAUAGCAAUUGGUACGCGUUUCCGAAUCCCAUGCGCCACAAGAUGCGCCUGUUACUGCAACGUGCCCAGAAGCCGGUCGGCAUUACGGCCGGCAAGUUUCGUUUCGUUAGUGUGGCCCAGUUUGGCAAGAUGUUGAAAACAUCCUACUCGGUGUACGUGGUACUCAAGGAGCAGUUCUAA